Bufo bufo (common toad) is the source of this 4189-nucleotide messenger RNA. It is a transcript of the gene SRL, whose product is annotated as sarcalumenin. The coding region runs from base 17 to 3151 and encodes 1044 amino acids. NCBI's taxonomy places the organism in Eukaryota, Metazoa, Chordata, Amphibia, Anura, Bufonidae. The transcript has 8 exons. The record is from RefSeq and is a predicted model, not a curated record. Gene Ontology annotation, molecular function: GTP binding.
UUUCCUGGCUGAUACCAUGAAAGGACCAGGGUUAUUCUGCUGCUGCCUUGCGGCCCUUCUCCUGUUUGUAGGAGCAGAAUGUCAAGUCCCUGAGGAUGUUGGACCUUUUGCUGAUGGACAGACAGGUGUGGUGGACACCAGCUUGGAUGACAAGUCUCUUCACGCUGAUCAGAUUCUUACAGAGAACAGUCUGGUAUUGUCCUAUACUGAAGGCCUUGAGCCAGAAACACAUGAGAUAAAGCAACAGGAUUGUGGACCAGCGACUAGGGAGAGGCAAGAAAAACAAAAUAUAACUCCAGGUGCAUCUCUCUGUGAUCCUGUUAAUAUUGAAGAUGAUGCAGGAAAGGAACCCGAAAAUGAACGAGGCCAAGAUGUGACCAUAGAUAAAGAACCUGAAGAAGUCCUAAGUGAAGGCUUCAGUGAAGAAGUCAUUACAGAAACAGAUGUAGUUGUGGAGAAUUUAAAGUCAGAGAACCUUCCUGGAAAAUCGGGAGAUAACAAACCAAUUGAAACUGAAGCAGAGUCAUUACUGGAUGUCAAGGAACAGAGUGAAGGAAAAUCAGAAGGUGAUGUAACUGAAGUCAGGUUACCAAUUGCAGAAGAAGAAGAUACAGCAAAUUUAGAUACAGAGGAAGAGCAAGAAGAAUUAGAUGAGGAAACUGAUACAGGUGGAGAAGAACCAUCAGAAGAACAGCCAGAAGAAUCUGAAGAGAUAGCAGUAGAUGCUGAGAAUGAUACAAAUGGAAGUGAAGCUUCUGAAGAAAAGCAUGAAGAGUCCGAAAACCCAGAUGUUAAGACUGACAGAAAUGGAGGUGAUUCUUCUGAAGAAGAACAAGAAGAAUCUGAAGAGCCAGAGGUAGAUGCUGAGAUUGAUACCAAUGGAGGUGAUUCUUCUGAAGAAGAACAGGAAGAAUCUGAAGAGACAGAGGUAGAUGCUGAGAUUGAUACCAAUGGAGGUGAUUCUUCUGAAGAAGAACAGGAAGAAUCUGAAGAGACAGAGGUAGAUGCUGAGAUUGAUACCAAUGGAGAUGAUUCUUCUGAAGAAGAACAGGAAGAAUCAUCUGAAGAGACAGAGGUAGAUGCUGAGAUUGAUACCAAUGGAGGUGAUUCUUCUGAAGAAGAACAGGAAGAAUCUGAAGAGACAGAGGUAGAUGCUGAGAUUGAUACCAAUGGAGGUGAUUCUUCUGAAGAAGAACAAGAAGAGACUGAAGAACCAGAACCUGAUGCUGAGGCUGAUACAGAUGUUGGUGAGUCUUCUGAAGAAGUGGAGGAAGAGUCCAAAGAACCAGAGUUAGAUGCAGAAGACCAAGAAGGGGCAGAGGAACCAGUGUUAGAUACUAAUACAAAUGGGCAAGAGUCUCCAGAAGAAGAAAGAAAAACUGAAGGAAUAGAGUUAGAUAUAAAUGAGGGACAACCCUCAGAAGAAAGGGAGGAAGAUACACAUGUUGAUGAACAUAAUGAGAAUAUAUCAGAAGAGACAGAAGAAAAAGUUUCAGACAUAGAAGGUAGCAUAAAAGAAGUGACUCUGGAAGAACAGGUAGAGAAACCAGGGAAUACAGAAACAAAGAGUGCAGAAGAAUUGAAAGAUUCUUCUGAGAAAGUUGGCAACUCACCGUUAAAACCAAUUAGUGAGGAUCAGGUAUCUGCUGGAAGAGAGAUCGAUGAAGAGAAAAUGCUUCUGGCCAAACAAAGAGUGAAGUCAUCUUCUCCUUCUAAACAAUCCCAGAGACAAGCUCCUAAGUCAAGAUCAAGGAGACUAAAAGAUGAUGUGGAAGAUGCGGAAGAAUUCCCCAGAAGGGACAGAAGCCACAUAGACAACACCUUGAAACUUACAGAAGAGAAACCGGCAGAUGAUUAUACAGUGGCACUGCAGAAACUGAGGAAAAUUUACCACUCUUCUAUCAAACCCAUGGAACUGUCUUACAAAUACAACGAGCUGAGACAGUAUGAGAUCACAGCUUAUCAUGGACGUAGCCUUGCUGACUCGGCCGCAGAUGGAGAGAUCACUUCUAAACCAAUGGUGUUGUUUUUGGGACCGUGGAGCGUUGGCAAGUCCACCAUGAUCAACUACCUCUUGGGGUUGGAUGAAACCCCCCAUCAACUGUAUACAGGUGCUGAACCCACAACUUCUGAAUUUACUGUCCUCAUGCAUGGGCCAAAGCUGAAGACCAUUGAGGGUAUUGUGAUGGCUGCUGAUAGUGCUCGUUCCUUUUCUCCACUGGAAAAAUUUGGACAGAACUUUUUGGAGAAGCUUAUUGGCAUUGAGAUUCCUCAUAAACUCUUGGAAAGAGUGACAUUUGUGGAUACUCCUGGUAUCAUCGAGAACCGAAAACAACAAGAAAGAGGUUAUCCAUUCAAUGAUGUAUGCCAAUGGUUUAUUGACAGAGCCGAUCUCAUUUUUGUCGUAUUUGACCCAACCAAACUAGAUGUGGGUCUGGAGUUGGAGAUGCUCUUCAGACAGCUGAAGGGACGUGAGUCUCAGAUCCGUAUCAUCCUAAACAAGGCUGAUAGCUUGGCCACACAAGAACUUAUGAGGGUAUAUGGUGCUCUCUUUUGGAGUCUGGCACCUCUCAUCAAUGUUACUGAGCCACCUAGAGUCUACGUCAGCUCUUUCUGGCCAGAAGACUAUCAGCCAGAAACACACAGGGAGUUAUUCCUUAAAGAAGAGAUUUCCCUUCUUGAAGAUCUCACUCAAGUCAUCGAGAACAGACUUGAAAACAAGAUAGCUUUUAUUCGUCAGCAUGCUAUUAGAGUCCGUAUCCAUGCUUUGCUGGUAGACCGCUACCUUCAUACCUACAAGGACAAGAUGACAUUCUUUAGUGAUGGAGAACUUGUGUUCAAGGACAUACUAGAGGAUCCAGAUAAAUUCUUUAUCUUCAAGUCCAUCUUGGCUAAAACCAAUGUCAGCAAGUUUGACCUUCCCAACCGCGAGGCCUACAAAGAUUUCUUUGGAGUAAACUCCGUUACAAGCUUCAAGCUUCUGUCCCAGCAAUGCUCCUACAUGGGUGGGUGCCUCAUUGAGAAGAUCGAAAGAGCCAUAACACGUGAGCUUCCAGAUCUCAUUGGCAGCAUCAGUAAAAAGCCUUCAAAUCUCAACUGUGAUGUGACCGGUUGUGGAGAAGCACCAAAGAACCGUUAUAAAAAACAUUAACUUAUCUCCAACCUUGCCCCUUCUUAUACUUAAUAAAAAGUCAAAUAAAAAAAAAACAGUGUAUGAACACCAUAUUAAAGGUCUUGCGAUCUUUUGGUGAUGGAUAUAGCCUGCUUAUGAAACCCUUGCAAGCUAUUCUACUUACAGUAUGUUGUCAAGGUUUGUCACAGAGACGAUACUCUAAACAAUCCUUCUGACCUAGAGGGACUGGUGGUUACUCUGGUGCUGAAGGAAGCGAAAAUGUUUCAGACAGCUAAUGGAGCCUUUCCAUAUCAUAGCAUAACAUUUUCAUUUGAAGUAAUAUUGCAGAGAACUGCUCUUCCUCCUUUAUUCUAUCUCGUGCUACAAGGACCCUUCUCUUCUACGGCUAGAGAAGAAGGAAAGGAAGACAACUCAUUGUUUGAAAAACCAUGAGUUCUACAAGGAAUUUCAGUUCACUGCAAACUAUCUGAUGCAUUGUGUGUAAUGAUAAUUUGUCUUGUAAGACAAGAUAGUAGCCAUGUCUAGGUAGUUGAGGUACCUUCUGGUGUAACUUCUGGGUUAGUGAAACCCAUCCACCCUCACAGCCAAGACCUUAGUGGUUGGACUGUCGAUCCUUUGCAUGUGAUAUUGGUGGUAAGUGCUCCACCUCGUAAGGGCUACCUAGCACCAGCAUCACCUAACCAUUGUCCAGAGGCUUAAUCUAUAUUUAUUCUCCUAUUUUCUAGAAUCUAUUAUGGUUAGAGAUUCAAAACCCUGUCCUUUCCCAGUCCUAAAGGCAGGCAAGAUGUAGGGAUCAUACCGAUAGGGUAGCCAAUAAUCUGUCGCAAUAAUGUAUUACGUAACAUUGAUCAUGGCAACAUCCUUAAUGAUGGCAAGUACUUAUUUUAUAUUGUCUUGACUGUUCUUUAGAAUAUUUGCCAUUGAAAAGUCUUGGUUUUACCAUUGUAUAGUAUUUGAUAAACGUUUUACUUUUACUAAUCUGGUUACUCACCAGUCCAUAUGAUAUUUAUCAAGAAUUCAAUAAACUUCACAACAGUGUUGACUUGUUCAAAUCUU